AUGGAUCCUUUAUAUGAUAGAUUAUUGAAGAAACCAUUCCCGGACAGUGUCACUGCUAUUGAAUAUUGCCGUAGUGUAUGCGCUGAAUUUGGCUUCACAGUAAAGCAAGAAGCUAGUGCCAACAGGAAUAUCUACGUUUAUUGUUCUCGAGAAGGCUUACCUGACUCGCAGCGAAAUCCUAAACCAUCUCCUCAACGUAAGCGACCAUCAAAACGUUGCGAUUGUCGUUGGCGUGUUGUUCUAUCUGAAAACGAGCACGAAGAGUGGGAGUUUCGAAAAUCAAUGAACCCCAACGCAUCCGAACACAACCAUGAGAUGAUGUCGCCCGAUGAAAUGGUCAAAGCUUGGCCCUCAGAAGUCAACGAGAUGAUAAUUCAACUAGCUAGACAACGACUACAAACUCAUGAAAUUCGUGAGGCUGUUAAGCAGCAAUUUCCUGAUAUCACUUGGAAUGAACGCCGUUUCUACAACCGUUUGACAGAAGAGCGUAAACGCAUUCGUCAACGUGGAGUUAUCGAACGUUCUCAAAGACUAUUGUUACUUUCAGCCCGUUUAUGUUCAGUCAUCGCGAAUCAUGAAGACUGGACAGUGUCAGUUGAAACAGACUUGAAGCGCAUGUUUGAGAAUUUCUGUCAAUUGGCACGUUUAACACCAGAAGCUAUCAAGAAGAUUCAAUUAGAAACAGACCGCUUAAUCUCCAGCACGCACGGUUUGACCAUUAAUAGUGAUACUGAUGAUGAUGAAUUGACUGGAUCACCCUCGAAGAAACGCAAAUCAACAACUAAGAAUGAUGCUUCUUCUGUUGCCACCAGCAAAUCCGAUAACAGCAAUAGUAGUAAAACCAACAGUCCUGAACCACAAAAAGGUAUUCAAAUGGUUCACGUUCCCAGCUACACUAUCGGAAUACGCUCUUUUUCGCAUAGAUCAAACAAUUCGCGUUACGUGUAUCCUGAAUCUCCCUAUCUUGAGCAAGCAUUAACCCACCAACAGCAGCAAUCGUUUAAUCCAAACGCAACUUUUUUCCCGCUUGCCUCCCCUACCUCCUCAGCCUCAUCAUCGUCUUCAAUACCAUUCGCCCAACGUAUGACAUCAAAUUCAAUGGCAUCAACUACCUCUCCUGCUGAUUUUAUGGUAACGCAGUCCUAUCAAGCCACAACUCAACCGCAUCUAUUAUCUCAGUGCACUCCCGACAAUCAUGAUUAUACUAACAUAUCCACGACUAACAGCCAUAUCAAUAAUAUGAUGCUGGGUACUACUAGCACGGCCAACACGAAUACAACUUCUCACACAACAGCAGGAGGGGUCACUUAUAGUAUGGCCAACACUUUUCCUCAUUAUACUAUGCCUGAUUCAGCAACAUUUGCAACCAGUACGCCAGCUGAUGUACCCUUUUCAUUUGAGCCUAUUAUCCGUACCAGUCAUCACCGCUCCUCACUUACUCAUCAUACUCAAAAUGAUGCUUUCUUUAACAACUCUGCUGUUGUCGCUGUCAAAGAUGAAUUGAGCUCCCAACAACAACAACAACAACAACAACAACAACAGCAGCAGCAACAACAACAACAACAACAACCAGAUUAUGGUUUAAGCACUCGAACAGGUUUUCAUUCACAAGCACAGCAAAAUUAUUCGCUACCUAUGAUCAGAUCAAACGAAGAGACAGCAACUCCGUGGUCCUAA
Messenger RNA from Mycotypha africana, 1677 nucleotides. RefSeq lists its product as uncharacterized. Gene Ontology annotation, molecular function: transcription coactivator activity. Gene Ontology annotation, biological process: regulation of transcription by RNA polymerase II. The transcript is spliced from 3 exons. The record is from RefSeq and is a predicted model, not a curated record. The coding region runs from base 1 to 1677 and encodes 558 amino acids. Gene Ontology annotation, cellular component: mediator complex. Lineage: Eukaryota; Fungi; Mucoromycota; Mucoromycetes; Mucorales; Mycotyphaceae.